UAGCGCUACGCCGUAGCUGAUACGAUCGUAUGCAGUGAAGUGCCGACCUGUAAUAGUCGUGCAUUACUGUAAUUCGCGGUACACUUGUAAUUUUUGUGCGUGUAUGGAGUGUGGUGUAAGUGCUUGUGCGAAAGGUUCUCUAUUAUAGAGUCAACCUUUGUUAUGCGUUAUGUACGAGUAGAAUUUGUGUGAUGUUGACUUGUCAUGACACAUUUUUUGUGACUGAGCUUUUGAAGCGAAAUUUUUUAUUCAGCUUCAUGAAUGCUAUGAAUUUUCACUAAGAUGCCUUGAAACACUAAUCCACUACGGCGCCCUUAAAAAGGUCUAAUAAAUAAUAACACUAGUAAAUAAGUAUGGUACAAAAACAAUAACUCAAAAUAAUAGUAAUAUAUAAGGUCUUUUGUAAUCCGUACAGAACUGCCAAGUUGUUGUGACCCCGUGGCACAGAUUAUGUCGAGGAUUGUUAACCCACCGCGAACAAUGUCGUCGUGAUAAGUGACGUGGAGUGUUGUGAUAGCUUGCGGGAUGUGAUGUGAUGGUGAGUCAGUGAUCAUCAUGCGGCUGGCUUUGGGUCGGCUGAUCGCGUCCGCUGCGAUCCUCGGCGUUGCCACCGCUAUGGCUGCUAAAAAUGUGCCGAUGACUGCAGUGGUCGCAGUGGCUGGCGAGCCAGCGUACCUCCCCUGCGACAUUGCCACCCAAGACGAGGACGACGCCGUCCUGUUGGUUUUAUGGUAUAGAGAAGAUUUAGGCACGCCUAUUUACAGCGUGGACGCAAGAGAAAAAGACUUCGGUGUAGCAGAAAGGUGGUCAGACGAAAGUGUAUUUGCUUCGAGAGCCUACUUUUUACCUGACAAAAGACCAGCUGAACUUGGUGUGGACAGAGUCAGAGCAUCUGAUCAGGGAAUAUACAGAUGUAGAGUGGAUUUUAAGCAAGCUCAAACAAGAAAUUCAAGAGUCAAUUUAACAGUUAUUGUGCCACCAACUAAAAUGACCAUCACAGACGAUAAGGGAGAUGUAAAGCAAGCAAUCGUUGGACCCUACGUUGAAGGAGAUACAUUCACGUUGAAAUGUGACGUAUCUGGAGGUCGUCCACGCCCGUGGGUUAAAUGGUUCAAAAACGAAGUAGAAACCGAUACCCCAGCAACAGCCCUUCAAGGGAACACAGUGAGGGGUGUCCUAAGAGUCGGUCCCUUGACAAGGACUGAUGUUAGGGCAACAUUAACCUGUCGUGCUUCAAAUCAUUUGAGAGCACAUCCCAUUGAAACUACACUGACUUUAGAUAUGAAUUUUCCACCACUGAAUGUUCAUAUACUGGGAUCAAAUCAACCUCUAUCAGCGAGCAGAAGAUAUGAUCUGCUCUGCCAAAGUUCUGGCUCUCGUCCACCUGCAUCCAUCACCUGGUGGAAGAACGGGCAAAGAAUAAACAACGCGAAAGAGACGCUAUCAACCGAUGGGAACACGACCACAUCAACAGUUUCCAUACAGCUAACGAAAAACGAUGCAGGUGCCAAACUUGCAUGUCGAGCUUCAAAUCCUCAGAUGCCAUCCGAACCUGCUUUGGAAGAUGACUGGAUAUUAGAUAUCCAAUAUGUUCCAGAGACCGUGGUGCGGCUGGGCACUAAUUUAGACCCGACUAAUAUCAGAGAAGGCACGGAUGUGUACUUUGAUUGCAUCAUCAAAGCCCAUCCCUACGUUUAUAAAGUCGAGUGGAGGCACAACGGAAAAACUCUUCAUCACAACGUGGGUCAAGGUAUCAUCAUCAGCAACCAGUCACUCGUACUCCAAGGAGUGGGCAGACGGACAGCUGGCAACUACACUUGCGUGGGUUUCAACGCCGAAGGAGAUGGGGAGAGCAAACCGUUCUCAUUGGAUGUCUUGUACGCCCCGACAUGCAGAAGCUCUCAACAAAGAGUGCACGGUGUCGCAAAACAGGAGCGUGCUCAUAUAACGUGCCACGUCGACGCCAAUCCGCCUGAAGUCAGCUUCCGAUGGACCUUCAACAAUACAGCCAAUAACAACGAAGUCAGUAACACGUACGUGUCCAGAUCAGGCACGAGUUCCACUGUGACUUACACGCCACAUACAGAGAUGGACUACGGAACGCUUUUAUGCUGGGCGCACAAUCGUAUUGGAAAACAACGGGUGCCCUGCGUUUACCACAUUAUUGCUGCUGGUCGUCCAGAUCAAGUUCACAAUUGCACAGUGGUUAAUGCGUCUCUCACGUCGUUUGGAGUUCGUUGUUCAGAAGGCUUUAACGGGGGCAUGCCUCAAUCAUUUUUGUUGGAAGUCAGAGAUAUUGUUACACAGGAAAUAGUAGCGAACGUAUCAAGUGCAGUGCCACGUUUCACGGCAGGCGGUCUCAUACCAGGUCACACGUACGCUGCGGCCGUCUUAGCGUACAACGCCAAGGGGAGAGGAGAUCCGUACCCUUUGAGGGCGAGCACGUUGCGGCCGCCCGAAAAACACCACGUUCAUGAUAAAAGUCUAGAUAUACCAAAAACUGCCUUCCAAAUGUCUGGAGCGAUGUCUGCCGCGGUUGGCGGCGGCGGCGUCUUCAUGGUGGUGCUAGUACUCUUCAUGAUAGCUGUACGUCAAAGGUGUACCAAACGCAAGCUGCGUUCAGGAGCUCCCUCUUCACAGCCAGCGUCUCCAGACAAGCUGCGAGAGAAAGACGACAGUGAAAGUGAUGAUCGGAAUCCGGAUAUAAUUCCGUCAGAUACAGAUCACUUGCAGCAGGUGGACUAUUUUCGACAGCAGCAAGUGUCAACAAUAUCGCCGCCGAAUAACAGGGCACCGCGGGGCAGCAUCGCCGGGGUCCGAGGCAGUAUACCCGGCUACUGCCCGCUCAGGACUGCGCCACCGCCUUCCCAUCCUCCCAUACAUGACAAUCCUACAUCAACGCCGGGGAUACCUCCGCCGGCGGGUUUUGCGGGUGGCUCCUGUACACUGCCUCGCAACGCGGGUGCCGCGAAUGAUCGCUGCAUCCCGCUUCAGCACCUCCGCACGCUGCCCCGUGCGCACCCCCACGCGCACCCUCAAGCGCACCCACACGGACACUCGCACCCACACCCGCACCCACCGCGCGACACCCCUCUCUGACAGACUACGCAGCUAUAGGGCCUGUAAAUAACGCUCAAGUAACUGAGGUGAAUGUUUCGGUGAUUUUCGUCACUGUGAUUCUGUGCAAUUUUAGGUGUUGUGUUGCUGGUUCUUUGAUUACAUCCCUGUGACAAUUUAUAAUGAUCUCGAUAGAAAAAUUUCAUCUGAAUAUAUAUUGUUUUUAUUAUAUAAGUAACAACAAUUAGUUUAUAAGUAUUAAGUAUUGCUGUGAUAGUACCUACUAUCAAUAUUAUAUAUUUUAACGCCUAUCAUAUCAUUUGUUAAAAAUUUCACGUCUUGAAUAAUUUGGUGUCAAUGAAAAUAUACCACGUACACAGCUAAGAAGGUGCACGGUAUUUGUAAAAACAAUCACUGCCGAAUUAAGACUACAUAGUAACUGAAAUUGAUAUUGGAAAAACGAUAUUUAGAUACUCAGAAAAAAUUAACUGUAGAUAUAUCUAGUUAAAAACUAUUCGGAGUAUUUCCAAAUUCAAAUUAUCUGGAAUUUACUGAGCGAAUAGGGAGUGUCCGUAGAAGCACGAUUACCAUUGGUUGCUCGAACAGAUAUAUAUAUCGAUGUAACUUCUAAGUUGUGUCGUAUUGUAUUAUUGUGUAAGUAUAAUAUGUAAAUGUGCUCAUAUUAUGACAGCAAUGAAUUCUAGCAAUCAGUUACAGUAUUAUAAAUGAUUAUAGUAUAAUUAUUCGAAAUGGUCCUAAUAUUUCUUUUUAAUGACCAUUCUCAUAUUAUUUGACUGAGAUAACUUUUUUUUCGUUAUAUUGCAGGAUAGGCUUGCGUAUAAUGGCACGCAUGCUUAUGAGGUCUAAGUUGGAGCGCGCUUGCCUAAAAAUACCUAUUCACUCUUGCCUUGAAGGUACCUACUUAAUUUAUACGUAGCAGUUAGCACGGAUGCCGGAAGGCCGUUCAUAAUCUUAGCGUUUCGUAGUUGCUUUUUUGCUAAGCACUGUAAUAUCAUCGCAGUGUAUUUCUCAGAGAACGUUAACAAUGUCUGAAAUUGCCGAGACUGUUUUACCUAAUUUUAAUUACCUAAAUAGUUAGGAUGAACGAAAUAUUGGAGAUUGUUACGAUUUGUUUGUAAAUUAAUUGUAAAUAUUAUCGAUAUUCCACGAAUAAUCUAGAUUUAUAUGGGUUUAUUAUACGUAAUAAAUAAUAAUAUUAGGUAACACGAAAAUUGAUUUGUAUUUUAAACGGUUUUUGUAUUUAGAUUGAAAGCUUUAUUUAAAAAUUAAUUUACAAUGGUUGUGAAACUUGUAAAAUUUCAUGUAAGAACUAUAUAUAUUACAAUCAGCUGGAUACACUUUUUAUUACAAUUGUAACUAGUAUAUAUUAUCCUAAAUUAUAUUUAAUUAAACUCACCGACAACAGUUUUCAAACGAAUAUACCUACGAGUACGUUAUGUGGAAAAAUGAUGAUUGAUGGAAUUAAAUUACGUUUAAAACUUUUUCUAAUCCAUUUGUACAGUUGAACAGGAAAUUAUUGUAAUCAUGAUCACAAAAAUAUUGUGAUAAUACGUUAAAAAAUAUAAUUAUAAGUACAUUUAACAGUAAAUGCCUUAAUGUUGAUUUCUAGUCUAUCAUUUUCGAAGACGAUCUCCUUAGAUGAUGGCAUACGUUGAUUGUAUAAAACAAAUCCUAAAGUAUCAACCAAUUUGGGACGUAGGCAUUAAAAAAUCAUUGAUAUUGUUUAUUAGUCCAUUCCAACCCGUAGGAAGAUGGUAGUUCUUCUGUAUUACCUGAUUAUGGUAGGUAAACUAUAAGCCGGAUGGUAGGUAUAAGGUGAAUGAUAUGGUUGGAUUUUCCGACCAGUCAGACGAUUCAGAAUCACUUGAUUCGGUAAGUUAUCUUUCGGUAAGUUCGAUAACUUACCAAACCGAGUGUUCUGAAUUGCCCAGCUGCAGGUCUUAUUUACUAUACACAGGUAACAUAAAGAAUUUAACCUACUAAGAGCUCAGAUUAGAUCAAGAUUCGUUACUUUGUAAUUUUAUUUAUAAUCAAACAUUGGAUGUUGAGGCUAAAUAAAGUAAAAUUAGUUUAUUAUAUUACCUAUAUCAAUUUGUCCGUUUUGAAAGACUUGUAUAUAUGCGACAUUAAUAGUGUAAAUGUUUUGUAUUAUACAAUUUUGUAUAAUUUUGUGUCUUGAAAUGUUAAGGCAUGUGAUUAAUUUAAGACCUUCGCUUUAUAAGCAUUAAAUUUAUUAAUUUUGAAAAGCAAUUUUUUUAAUGAAUAGUUUUUUUAACAACUCUCUUAUGGUUUUUUAAUAACUUUUUACAUCAAACGGUAAAAUAUUAAUUAUUAUUAAUAAUAAUAAAUUGUGUUAAGGCGCCAAUGUACAGUGACUUUUUAAUAGAGAGACUUUUAGAUCCGUAGACCUUAAUAAUUAACAGAUAUUCUCACGACCGAAUAAAAUCAGUCCUAUCUAUAAUCUGCCGAUAGAUUACUUAGCCACGUUGUUAUUUGUCAAAAAAUUGUAUGGUUUUUUU
Maniola jurtina (meadow brown) is the source of this 5597-nucleotide messenger RNA. RefSeq names its product hemicentin-2 (gene side-VII). The transcript has 18 exons. The record is from RefSeq and is a predicted model, not a curated record. The coding region runs from base 556 to 3099 and encodes 847 amino acids. Gene Ontology annotation, molecular function: protein binding. NCBI's taxonomy places the organism in Eukaryota, Metazoa, Arthropoda, Insecta, Lepidoptera, Nymphalidae.